UGCUAAUUUUAACCCUAUAGCAUCAAUAGGGCAUAGAAUUAUACGCAAUUUGCAGAUGCACAAUGAGCUUGUGAGAGAUCGGAUGCCCAGCUUUGCCAAUUGUAGGAAGGUUUUAUUUUUCACUGUUGUGUCUUCUUCCUGGGUUAUUGCAGAUCAAUUUCCCCUAAUCUCUGUUCAUCUCUCUCAAACGCGAAUUCGAGCUGAUGAGGAUUCUCAAUGGACUUCAAAUGGGUUUUUGAAAAUGUGUAGUGAGUCAGUUGAUGAGCUUUUUAUUGCCAUCUUAGACUGCAUCCUUGAUAUUGUUGCUGAUGUUAAGAGAACUUAUGAGUUAGUGGGUCGUUAAUAAUUUUGUGUGCUGAUUGAUGACAUCCUUAGAGACGUUGUAGUGAAAAGUAUUUUAAGGCAUCUCUGGAAGGUUAUGCUUGGGUGUUACUAGAUGGAGGUCCUUCACGCGCAUUUUUUGAUUUUGGUGUUGUCAUGAUGGAAGAUGCCUCAAUACAUUAAAAGUAAGUCCUCUCCUAACUUUUUUAUUACUCCAGUAUCCUCCUAAUUUUUUAUUAUUAGCGGUCAUUGUGCUUAUUAAAGCAAUAGUUGAAUUUGGUGUUCUCAAGCGGAAGUUAUUUUAACCUAACCUGGCCAACACGAUUUCCCCUCAAAGUCCUACUAAAUUCUAUUGCAUAGAACACUUGGUGUAGUUUUCCAAUUAUAUCUUUUUCCUAUUCAAAAUGUUUCUGGGUAUUAAAAUUGAAGUUACAAGCAGGAAAAUAAAGUUGAUAACUUUCUUUGCCUCUCGAUACCUUCAUUAGAGAAUGAAGUCUCAUAAGUUCUGUAAUCUUCGGAAGUCAAGGAGUUGCCCGGAGAUUCCUGAAGUAGUGGUGUUAGUAUGAACAAGAGAAACUCUGUUAUAGCCAUUUUUAUACAUUAAAUGUGCAUUGUGGAUAGAGAAAUACAUAGAAUUGAUGGCAUCUUCAGUUUUGAUUGUUGCCAGCAAAGUGUAGAUCUUCAACUAUUAGAAAAGUUGUAUAUUUCUAUUUUCUAAGUUGUCUUCUUUCAAAUUAUAGAUUAUUUAAGGUGUGUAAUCUUCUGAACAUUUCAAGUUGACCUUAUCUUUUCCAAGUUCGUCAUUUUAAUUUUUA
Messenger RNA from Capsicum annuum, 1136 nucleotides. RefSeq lists its product as uncharacterized. The transcript has 4 exons. The record is from RefSeq and is a predicted model, not a curated record. Bases 56 to 343 code for a protein of 95 amino acids. Lineage: Eukaryota; Viridiplantae; Streptophyta; Magnoliopsida; Solanales; Solanaceae.